Molecule: messenger RNA, 1345 nt
Organism: Dicentrarchus labrax (European seabass)
Lineage: Eukaryota; Metazoa; Chordata; Actinopteri; Moronidae
Gene: psmg2
Product: proteasome (prosome, macropain) assembly chaperone 2
Exons: 7
Coding region: 146-934 (262 amino acids)
Biological process (GO): proteasome assembly
Cellular component (GO): nucleus; cytosol
Source: RefSeq, a predicted model, not a curated record
GGCAGAGACCACAAAGUCCCCAACAGCAGAGCAUGAGAACAGAAGCGAAAACUACCGGAGAGCAAAAUAUUCACCCCAUAAAUUACAUUUAAAUCUCUUAUUCCGCACCGGUGUGUGUGUGUGUGUUGGCUAUCUCACCAGCGCCAUGUUUAUCUCCUCACAAAACUCAGCGCCCUGUUUCAAAGAUUUCACCCUCGUCAUGCCAGCAGUGGCUGUUGGUAACGUGGGCCAGCUGGCUGUGGACCUCAUGGUGUCCACUCUCAACAUGAGCAGGGUGGGCUACAUACACACAGACUGCCUCAUCCCCAUGGCCGGGAACAACCCGUACGCCACCUGCAAAGAGGACGCUGAGGAGCUCCACACUCCUGCAGAAGUUUACACAGCAGCAGAACUGAAGUUGGCUGUUCUUCAAAUCAGGGCACCCAUUGUUCAGACCAAGUCCAAAAGGUUCAGUCAGCUUCUUGUGUCGUGGAUCAAAGCCAGCGGGUUCUCCAGGACUGUAGUUCUGUCCAGCAGCCACGCCUACCAGAGGGACGACCAACAGCUGCAAGGCACUCCUUUGAGGUACCUGGUCACUCCGUCCCUGCUGAAGGGGAGUGAGGACGCGUUGAAAGAGCUAGGCUGGAGGGAGAUGGAGCGAGUGCCGGCCUUUCCAGGACUGACGGACGCCAACACAGAGCAACGCCUCUACAUUCCUGGAGGAGGCAUAACCAAAGGACUCUACACAGAGAGCUAUGCAGAGGAUCUCCCACUGGCUGUGCUGCUGCUCUUCUGUUCAGAGGGCGACAACAUCCCAGAUGCCUUCACGCUCGUCAACCACCUCAACGACUGGCUCCAUCUGCUGGACAAUCCUAGCCAAAAGCCCAACAAAUGGAAGAUCCCAACAUCCUGGAGUCUUCUCUUUGGCAGCGGCAUCCCUCCCGCACUGUUCUGAAACACACAUAUUUAGUUUUUUUGUAGCUCAUAAUUAGCUUCUGUGGCCUCUGUGCUAUAACAUCUCUGCAUUUUUGAGAGCACUGUGGGUUCUUCACUGGGGUCAAACCUGGUCAGUGGAGAAGACGGGUGUUGUGUGUCGUAAGCUUAUAAUACUAAAGGACUCUGUGCUUUUAAACAAUGUAUUAUAUUGAUUUGACUUUAAACAUAGUUGUAAACUGACCCCACAAGAGCCCCACCCACCCCUCACUCUUGGACAUUUAUUGUAGUUUCCUUUCAUUUAGAUAAUAAUCUUUAGAUGUACAAACAUUGCAUCUUGUACAAGAAUUGACCCAGAUGUGCACUUCUGGAAUACUAUUUCCUAGUAUUGCAGCAUUUGAAUGCGUUUUCCAAUAAAAGACUGUUGCAAGAA